GGUAGUGCAAGUGGACUUCCCUUCUCUCGGCUGCUAGUCUUCUCUCAUUCGUUCACUCUCCCGUGCCCGAAAACUUGUUUCACUCCUCACCUUUCAUAUGUCCAAACUCUUUCUUCCUCCAAUCAAAAAACCCCGCCAAAACCCCUUCAAAUCCCGCCUCCGCCGCCUCGCCGACUCGAUCGCUCAAAUCCUCCGCUCCCGCGACACGAAUCCCCACUGGGAGCGAGCACUCGACGAUGCCUUCUCUCCCGAAGAAGAUGAAGAAGCGAUUGCGCCCGUCCUCGCGCGCCUCCCCGACCCCGACUCCGCUCUCGCCUUCUUCGACUGGGCCCGCCGACGCCGCCCGCCGUGGGCGGACCCGCCGGACUCCCUCUCCUACUCGGCGCUCCUCUGGCUCCUGGCCAAAGCCCGUCGGUUUCCGGAGAUAGAGCUCGUGCUCCAGACGAUGAGGAGCGAGGAGCGAACCCCCAAUCGGCAGGCCUUCGGCGCUCUCAUCGCCGCCUAUUCUGAUUCUGGACUUGAAGAGGAGGCUUUGGAUGCCUACAGAACUAUGAGAGAUCAGCUUGGUUCUUUUCCUGACGUGUCUGACUGCAAUUGUUUGCUCAAGUUGUUGGUAGAACGGCGUCAUUGUGAUCUGGCCCGUCAGAUGUAUGAUGAAAUGCUUAGGCGAGAUGGUGGGGCCGAUAACUACAGCACUGGUAUAAUGGUCAGGGGUUUGUGUAUUGAAGGGAGGAUGGAUGAAGCCAAGAACUUGAUUGAAGAUAGAUGGGGAGCCGGGUGCAUCCCGAAUGUCGUCUUUCAUAACACUCUUCUUGAUGGGUAUUGCAGGAAUGGCGACAUGAAGAGGGGCUUAGAGCUUUUUAGGGAGAUGAAAUUGAAGGGAUUCCUGCCGACAUUGGUGUCUUAUGGUAUUGUUAUUAAUGGGUUCUGCAAGAAAGGGGAUUUUGUAGAGAUAAAUAGAUUGAUUUCAGAGAUGAAAGCACGGGGAUUGUGGCCAAAUGUACAAAUUUACAAUAAUGUGAUUGAUGCUUGGUGUAAGCAUGGCUCGGUUGUUAAGGCUAAAGCAGUUCUGAGGCAGAUGAUUGGAAGUGGGUGUGAACCGGAUAUCGUAACAUAUAACAUUUUAAUUUCCAGUCUUUGUCAGGGUGGAAAUGUUGGAGAGGCUGAGCUUCUUCUGAGGGAGGCCAUUAAGAGGAGAUUGGAUCCGAAUAAAUUUAGUUAUACUCCUAUCAUUCAUGGGUAUUGCCAAAAUGGGGAGGUUGCCAUGGCGUCGAAUUUGUUCAUUGAGAUGAUGGAGAAAGGACAUAAACCUGACUUGGUAACUUAUGCAGCUCUAAUUCAUGGACUUGUUCUCAUGCAGGAGGUACAUGAUGCAUUAGCAAUUCAAGAGAAGAUGAUAGAGAAGGGAGUAACCCUAGAUGCUGGAAUUUACAAUAUUCUAAUAAGUGGACUUUGCAAGAAAGGGAUGCUUUCCUCUGCUAAAAAGCUGCUUGCUGAGAUGCUUGAUCAAAAUAUCCUCCCAGAUGAGUUUGUUUAUGCUACAUUGAUUGAUGGGUUCAUCAGAAAUGAGGAUUUGAGUGAGGCAAAGAAGGUUUUUGAGUUCAUGGGACGGAAGGGCAUUAGACAUGGGGUUGUUGGCUACAAUGCUAUGAUCAAAGGGUAUUGUAAAUUUGGAAUGAUGAAUGAUGCAAUUUUAUUCAUCAAUAGCAUGAGGAGGGAUGGACAUUGCCCAGAUGAAUUUACAUAUACCACAGUUAUAGAUGGUUAUGUGAAACAAAGCGACUUGGAUGGGGCUUUAAGGGUAUUUGGUGACAUGAUGAAGCGGAGAUGCAAACCAAAUGUAGUCACAUAUUCUGCUUUAAUCAAUGGGUAUUGUCGAAAAGGUGAUAUUGAUACUGCAGAAGUUCUCUUUAAGAAUAUGCAAUCUCAUGGUCUUAUUCCUAAUGUUGUCACAUAUAGCAUUUUGAUUGGCAGCUUUUGUAAAAACAAACAAACCACCAGAGCUGUUGCAUUCUUUGAAGAAAUGUUAUCUAAUAAAUGCCCUCCUAAUGAUGUUACCUUCCAUUAUUUAAUUAAUGGUCUUAUUAAUAGUACUCCAUGUCUUGAUUCCACUUGUACCACUGAUCUUCAAGAGGACAGCAAGAAUGCAUUCUUAGACAUCUUUGUAAAUAUGAUAUCUGAUGGAUGGGAUCGCAGGAGUGCAGCAUAUAAUGUAAUAAUUUUCUGUCUUUGCAAACAUCAAAUGGUUACAAAGGCAUUGGAGUUGAGAGACAAGAUGUUUGCAAAAGGCUGUUUGCCAGAUUCUAUCACAUUUCUUUUCCUUCUCCAUGGAAUUUGUGCAGAAGGAAAGUCAGCAGAGUGGAACAGCAUUCUUUCUUGCCAUUUUCAGCAGAAUGAACUUGAAAUAGCUCUUAGAUACACAAGAUUGUUAGAUCAACACUUACAUAACGGAACGUCUUCUAAGGCCUCAUGGAUUUUGCGGUCAUUGCUUGAAGAGAGCAUGCAUUUAGUGGGAAUGGAACACAGAGCUGUUCGUUCUUGACACCAGGCUAACAACACUUCUAUUGAGAUAACAAAGAUCAUUGUUCUGAUGCAAAGAUGCUUAAGGCAAACAUGAAGCAUUAUGUUAUGGACUAUGUAGUUUUGGCGAAUCUACAAUGUGAAAAGGUAAACUUUUUAUAGUGGGUAAGCAAAUUGAGAAGUCAAUGUAUGCGAAUCCUAUUAAAUGAAGCUGGUUUGAACAGCAUUAUGGUGUGGAGCAUGGAAAAAGGACAGAAUAGUGCCAAGAGAUGUGAUGGUAGUGGACACCAUGGAUGAAGUUGAAGAGGCCGAUCUCGAAAUGUAUGGCAUUGGCAAUGAGGAUGAUGGUGAUGCUUGUGCAGAAGGGCUGCGAGUUCCAUAAGGAAUGUUUGCAAGUGAGUUGGUGCUGACUAAUAACUUGUUAGUGGAGUAGGGCAUGAUACAUAUUGCUUAUUGUAAGCAACCAGUGCCUAAAAUAAAAUCCCAAGUGUUAAGUAGCUUGUCUUGCUAACUUCUAGGUUAAACCAAAAGCAUGGAACUCGGAUCCAGAAUGUUGGACAUGUUGUCAAACUGAAGAAGAGGGACAUGCCACUCUAGCAGGAUUCUCAAUAUCCUAUCUUUAGGUACAGGUUGGUAGGAGGGGAAUUAGCCAUGAUGGAAGGAGAUUGUGUCUGAUGAAAACUCGGUGGGAGAUGAAGAAGGUGUUUGCUUUGAUGAAAACUCGGUGGGAGAUGAAGAAGAUGUUUGCCGUAUUUAUAGUCAAGGUGUUGAUCGUGUCACGAAGGCGAGAGGUCUAGGUUCUCUAUAUUGCCUAGUUCUGGAGUAAGUACAACCAGAAAUAUUAUGUUUGAGUAAUAUUAUAUACGGUGCUACCGAAAUAUAGAAAUCCAACCACCCCAACGCCUUCCUACUGCGGUUCGUGAUCCGUUUAUAGGCACACCAGGGGCGCGCAGGUGGAACCGCCAUAACUCAUCCUGCAGCCAGGCCCGCAGGGUCUCGCUUUUUUUGAACCCUUUCCU
Messenger RNA from Elaeis guineensis (African oil palm), 3539 nucleotides. RefSeq lists its product as uncharacterized. The record is from RefSeq and is a predicted model, not a curated record. NCBI's taxonomy places the organism in Eukaryota, Viridiplantae, Streptophyta, Magnoliopsida, Arecales, Arecaceae. Gene Ontology annotation, molecular function: mRNA binding; protein binding.